UUCCAUCUAACUGGUUGUUUUUAGUUCAUCAAAUCUCGGCGUUCGGUAUUCCUUGCUGCUCUAUUAGUGUGAAUUCUACGAUACUGAUACUAUACCAGUUUGCUUCGCGCAUUUCUCUUCACGUAAUUCGUUCAAUGAUAUUUUUUUGUGAUGAUUCCUGAGUAGCAAACAUGUCGGUUCACUACAAAUUCAAAUCCACAUUGGAUUAUGACACAGUUUCAUUCGACGGACUUCACAUAUCCGUUGCCGAUCUCAAAAAGGCAAUAUUCCAUCAGAAGCGUAUAGGGAAAAAUACGGACUUUGAUCUGCAAAUAACAAACGCUCAGACCAAGGAAGAUUACACCGACGACAAUGCUCUCAUUGCAAAAAACACGAGUCUCAUAGUAGCUAGAGUUCCGCUGACCGUACAACAAAAGAGAUCGUGGGAUAGAAAUGAGCAACCGACUUUUGCUAAUUCCAAAGAAGAAUCCAACAUGGGCAGAUCCGUCGAUUUGACUCGAUUGGAUGGUUCCGAAGAUGACAAAAUUCGUGCUAUGAUGACUCAAUCCACUCAAGACUAUGACCCAUCCAAUUACAUGAAAAUACGAGGUGCUAACCAAACGGGCGAAGUACCACCAAACUACCGAUGUUACAAAUGCCACCAACCGGGUCAUUGGAUUAAAAAUUGUCCCUCUGGCGUUGACCGAGAACCGAUAGAGAUUAAGAAGAGUACGGGAAUACCGAGAAGUUUUAUGGUCCCUGUGGAAGGUCCCUUAGUUCCUGGAGCGAUGAUGACUCCCACUGGACAUUACGCGGUGCCUGCUAUCGAUCAUCAAGCUUACAAGGAAGGAAAAAAAGAACGACCGCCGUUCGCACAAGAUCCUGAGCCGGUAGUCGAAAAACCGGAAAUUCCGGAGGAUCUCUUGUGCAACAUUUGUAAAGAUUUACUCACCGAUGCAGUUAUGAUACCCUGUUGCGGUAAUUCAUUCUGCGAUGAGUGUAUCCGUACGUUUUUACUGGAAUCUGAGGAACACGAGUGUCCCGAUUGCAGCGAAAAAGACGUAUCUCCCGAGACUCUGAUACCCAAUCGGUUUCUGCGUAACGCCGUUAUGAAUUUCAAAAAUGAGACGGGCUACGCGAAACGUCAAAUUUAUAGGCCCAUCGCUCAAUCGAAUCAGACGGCUCAACAACCUGCCAUUAAGAUUGAAAAACCUAAAGUGGAACAACAACCGUCAAUCGUAGCGUCGCAGCAGGAUAGUAACCAACUUUUAGCAACAACGACGAUCGUGGAACCUUCAGAAAUUCCCCCCAAUACUCCCGAUUCUGCAAUGCCUCAACAAUUUGAAGAACCAGUUGUAACAUCGAUCUUACCUGGGUUGCUCGAAUCUCCUCCGGAUACCGAGUUACGCGUCGACAACUUGACGAAAUUGGCAGUUGAGGAGGAACCAGAGGUUCCCCCGCCACCAGGUACUGAGCCGCUAUUGCCCAUUCCAUCGGUUAAUCAAACUUCUCCAGAAAAAAGUUUGGAGCGUAAGGACAUUAACCCAGAGGAGAAGAGGGAACACGAAGAUGAUUACUCGGAAGACCAGAGGCCGCACGAACGCAGACGUAGUUUCAGUAAAGAUAAUCAUCGCGAGAGAAGGGAAGAUCACAAUCGAAGAUUCGACAACUUUAGAACAGUAAACCGCAGGCGGUCUCUUUCACCCAGACAUUCGCAACGUGUAGACUAUCCGUCUCACGGUGCUCCGUCUCCUCACCGCAUGAAUCAUCCAAGCUCCAAUAAAAGCUAUCAGGAUCUACCUCCAGGAAACAAUCGUUAUCAUUAUUGCGCCGAUCAGAGGGACAUUCGAAGAUCGACCGAAGAUCGACCUGGAACACCUACGAUCGACGAACCUCAUCUACACGGGCCAACUUCUGUGGCGAGUCAGCAACCACCCCUCUUACCAUAUCCACCGGGUGAGGAGCGUCUCACCGGACAAUCUCAGCCACCGCCGCAACAGCCAAAUUAUAAUCAACCACCGCCAAAUUUGACGCCGCACAAUGCCCUGUUGCCGGAUCCUUUCAUGGCUCAUAGAAUACCAAUGUAUCCCCAACAUCAAACUGCUCCGCACUAUGGACCACCGAGAUACGAUAGGCCACCUUAUCAACAAUCGGGUUACAGAGGAGCACAGAUACCCCGAAAUUAUAACGGCCCACCGAGGCCGAUGCGAGGAAUGCAUCACAUGGGAUACAGAGGAGUACAACCACCUCCACCGGGAAUGGGACGAACAAUACACAACGGAAAUCCUCCUGGCGGAGUAAUUGUCGACCCCCUCGAAGCUUUUGAACGCAUGUUGCGAGAAAAAGACGAACGUGAUCGCCGUCUCGGCAAGCACCGAAGACGCAGUCGCACGCGUUCGAGAUCGCGAAGUUACACGAGGUCGCGAUCACGAUCAUUUGGACGAAGGUCACCGUUGCCACCGCGAAUCAGCAGAUCUCGCAGUCCACCUCCAAAAAGACGAUCCUCGAGAUCUCCUCCACCACUCCGACAACGAAGUCGUACACCAAAACGAAGAUCUCGGAGUGGUAGCUUCUCAAUCAGCAGAUCCAGAUCGUAUUCUCGGAGUCAAUCACCGCGUGGUUCUAUCUCGCGAGACAGAGACAGGGAUCGCGAUCGAGAUCGGGAUCGUGACAGAGAACGCGAUAGAGAAAGAGAUCGGGAAAGAGAACGCGAUUUGCCACCUCGAUAUCGAUCUCCUAUAAGAUCUCCGCCAAGAUUUCACAGAGAACGGGAACGUGAACGAGAACGAGACCGUGAACGCGAACGAGAUCGACCGAGAUCUCGUGAACCGCGUGAAACACGUGAACCGCCAGGUGGCAGUUACAACAAUUAUUACAACGACUCACCGGCUCACGACUAUGGUUUCCGGGAGCGAGAAAGAGAUUUACCACCGCCUUCGUUGCCGAGAGACCGUCCGCCGAUCGGUCCACCGCGUUAUCCGUCACGCAAUCAUUCAUCGCAGCACAAUAUACCACCGUUGUUGUCUCAUCUACCACCGGUCGGCGGAGGUUCUCAUCCACCUCCGCUCAUGUCGCUGGGACCGCCACAACCGGACAGGAAAGACUAUUAUGAUUCCUACAACAGGUAUUCCGGUCCAGGUUCGCAAAGGUUUAGCGGUGCAACGAGUCCGCUACGAGACACGACAUACAAGCGUCCUUUCGACGAUGUCGCUCCACCCGGUACCGAGGGAUAUUAUGAUCUGCCACCACCAGGUGUCGAUCAUCCGGAGAAAUUUCCUCGUGACGACCGUGAUAAACUACGUAUCUCGAAAGAACACGAGGAUCGUGAAAGAGUCAAAGACCAUGAGGGCGAUGACCGCGAGCGGAUCGGACUCAGAGACGAAAGGAAUCGUGAACGCGACGAUCGCCUUGACCGCGGACGUGAACGAGACGAUCGUGGCGAUCGCAGACCGAUGGACCGUGAGCGCGAACGAGACAGAGAACGGGAACGGGCUGGCGAUCGUGAUAGAGAUGAUCCGAGAGAUCGACCAAUAUCUGGACGCGAGCAUCAAGAUAGAAUCCGUGAAAAAGAGGAACGCGAAAGACGAGAUAAAGAGAAAGAACGCGGUGAUGACAGACACUUCCGGGAUCGUCGCGAGGCUGACGAGAGAUCGAUCGAUAAGAGGGAUUACGAGAAGGAUCGUUACAGGGAAGAUCGCGAGCGGCAUAGGAUGGAGGAGAAAUCACGUGGACGAGAGAGAGAGCGUAAGGAACGUGAUUACGAGAUGGAAAAAGAUCGCGAUCGUCACGAGCGUUACGAGAGACACUCUGUCGAUCGUAAGAAGAUGAAAAAGAGUUCGAGCCCCCAUCCGACGAAACGCGGUAACGACGCGAAGGAAGUUUCCCCCGAACGUACUACAAAUAGCGCAACUACGACGAGCAAACGCAAGGACAAGGAUCACGAUGAGCGAUCCGAUGAAAAGAAAAAAGAGAAAAAGAUUAAGGAAAAGAAGAAGAAGAAAGAUGGUGAGGAGAAAGAAAAGAAGAAGAAAAAGAAAAAGGAGAAACGCUCGAAUCUGAAAGAAUUAAUGAAGGAAGAGGCUGCUGCUGUGAAAACGAGAACGAUGGAAACUGAGAAUACUAUUGUUGAGACGAAAUCGAGCUUGAUUGAAAAUCUAUCAGCCAAAAUAGAGGACCCGAUUAUUGAACCAGACGGAAUAAGGUUAUUGGACGAUAGUGUACAAUCGCUGAUAACAUCGUCGAAAGAAACAUUUGAGGAUAAAUCGUUAUCAAUGAAUCCGGAACCGCCGGAAUCAUCGAUAGACUCGCAACGAAUGAUCGAGUCGACAACAGAAUUCGGUACCAACCCACCGAACCCCAAUUUCAAACCAAUCCCAGAGGUCGAAGAAGAAGAUGACGAAGACGACGAAGAAGAGGAAGGAGAAGAAGAGGAUGAAGAAGACAGAAAAUUAUUGGCGACUCGAUACGACAGUUUGGAGAGCAGGGAAAGAAGUGUCGUCGAAAAAGUCGAUGAAAAAUAUUCGAGGCGGCUAAUCGAUGAUGGCGAAGAUGAGAGCAACAGCAACCUCGAGACUACUAUGUCGUCGAUCGAGGCGGGACUUACGAAUUGCGGCGGUGUAACAACAACCACCGGAACAAUGUCGAGCCAAUCAUCGAACGAGCCAAAAAUUGAUAUGCCAAGCACCGAAGGUAAAUCACCGAAAAAGGACGAAUUUUUGGCGCAACUUCCAGAACUCUCGAAAUGGGAACGCGACGAUACAGCAGAGAAAUUCGACACCGCGAUCGAAUCCUUGUCGACGGAAGAGCCCUCAGCUGCGGGUAGCAGCGACGAGUCCAAAUCCACCAAGGUCGUUACGUCCGAAGUUUUGAAGAGAGCGGAAAAUGCAAUAUUCCAAAAAGCCAUUAACGCCAUCAGGCCGAUCGAGAUUAAGAAAAUAAGCGAGAGUCGCAAGAUACUCUAUCAGAACCCUGAACCAAAGAUAAUGGAGCCGGAGGCAGUGACGACAGUAGCGACGGCGACAACAACAGUCGCGACUAAUCGCGAUACGCGUAAGAGCGUCAACGUAACGAUAAACGUUGGUAGGAACGAGCGAAACGUAGAAAUAACGGAAAUGGCGAAGAAAUCAAAACUCGAUAGAACAAAAUUCAAACCAGUGCCGGAAAAUUCGAAUCAUUCGCCCACGAGAUUAUCGGCGAAGGAGAGGUUGGGUGACAAAAUUGAGGACGAGAAAGAUAGAAAGGUGGGCGUGGCUGCGGGUACGGGAGGGACGUCAGCGGGGGUGUCGUCACCGGCGGUACCGUCGGGGCAUGCGAAAAAUUUCACCGAGCGGAGAGAUUCAGGAAAAAGUGAUUCAGCGAGACAACGUUCGAGAUCACCGAGAGCUCUGAGAGAUCGGAGAUCAUCACCGAUCAUCACCGAACGACGCAGCGGUGAUCAGGCAUCGAUUGCCGUAAUUUCGAACAACGAUCGUAAAGUCUUUUUGGACGAUCGUAAGCGAGAUCGCGAGAGGAAUGAGAGAGCCCGCGAGCGAAUCGACAACAAAAGCAUCAACGAGAGACACGAGUCGAGGAGCAGCGGAGCGGGUGGCGGUGGUGACUCGAGAGAGCAGAGGACCACCGACCCUCGAUUCGAAUACCGAUCGAGGAGCGAUAGACCCGAGAGAGAACGGGGCGAGAAGGAUCGCAGCAGUGAUCAUCGUGCUCGUACACCACCGACCCAAAAUCCUAAAAGAGAUCAACAUUACAAAAAUCUUAUUGCCGCGGGUGCUCUUAAGCGCAAGGAACCGAGCGCGGGAACUACGAGUCUGACGGAGGACGAGAUCGAGAGGAAACGGGAGAAAAAAUCGAGAGAGGAGAAAAAACGAAAGAAGGAACAUAGAAGCAGAAGUAAAUCGAAGGAUCGGAAAAAACGCAAGGAGAAGAAACACAAAAGGGACAAGGAUAAGUCGCAGGAUAAGAAACAGAAACACCGCGAUGCUGCGGCUUCAUCCUCGACAGCAGUUCCGACUCCGAUGGAGGCAGCUUGGAACCGUGAUAAAAUUACUACGGCCGAGUCGAGCAAAAAAGACGACAAUGAUUCGCAUAUCGAGGCGUUAUCGGCGACCGUCACGGCAGUCGCGACGAUGAUGAAAAAACAACGCAAAAAUCCGAGGCUCGUCUCCGACCGUAAGCGAAGUGUACUCGACGAGGCAAACUUCGAACCCGAUUAUUCGGCCUCGGAAUCCGACUCCGAGAUGGAAGAAGGCGGUGGUGCCGGAAAAUCCGGUAAUGUUGUGCCCGCGAAAAAAUCGAAGCUCGAAAUUGAAGCCGCCAUUGCUGAGGGUCCCGUUGAAAAAUCGAUCGAAACGAAGGUUCCGAAGAAACGCGUGAAAUCAACGAGCUCGGAGGAUUACUCGACGAGCGACACCGACAGCUCCUCCAGCGAUACCGACAGCUCCGAAGAUUCUCACCGGAAACGAAAGAAGAAACAUAAAAAGCACAAGAAACGGAAGUCAAAAAGAGAUUCCAGCUCGGAUUCGGACAGUUAUUCCGAUUCUUCCAACUCGAGCUCGGAUGAGAGACACAAGAAAAAAUCGAAAAAAUCCAAGAGCAAGAACAAACAAGCGAAAAAGAAGAAAAAAGCUAAACACAAAUGACGCCGUUAGAUAAGUUCUGCUACUCGCAUCGGUCGAAAAUCCUGAAUUUUUCGAGCUCACGAGGAUAAGAGAGAACUUUAACAAUUUUUCGUUGUAAAAUAUUUCACGAUGUAGACGAAAAGAAAAAUGGCUAAACAUACAAAAAAAUACAAUUGAGUAACAAUUGCGUGACAACGAGGGACAUUUCAAGGACAUGGAGCAAAAGAGUGUGCGUUUCAUUGCUAUAAUAAAUAGCCAACGCGAAUGAUCGGUAUUUUUUCGAUACCGCUGUUUUCUAUCGAAAUUUCACGUCAUUUCGAGCAUCAAUGAUUUACUAUAUUAUUUUAAUCGGUAUUGAACUAUCCUGAUCCCGUCUCAUACAUGAAAGCAAAAAAAACAAAUAGUGCGAUAUACAAUGGAUGUAGCGGCUCCCAUUUUUUCCGCGUUAAGCAACCUAACGAAUAGACCCAGAAUAACGAGAAGAAGAAUUAAAUACGCCAGCUGAACCGGCAUCGCGUAUAGCAGCCAAUUAUUACCGAAUACCAGACCGGUAAUUUUUUUUGUUUUCCUUUCGUUUUUAAUUCAAUGAAUAACGAAAGCGCGCACGUCGUGAGGAAGCAUGGAAGAAAACACGACUCCUGGUGAAUUAAUAUUAAAGCUAUAUUGUACUUUGUAAUGUCGAUAUGUAAAAGUAGUCUUUAAAUAAUAAAACGAAACACAAGAAUUCUUCUAAA
Venturia canescens is the source of this 7327-nucleotide messenger RNA. It is a transcript of the gene snama, whose product is annotated as something that sticks like glue. Gene Ontology annotation, cellular component: nucleus. NCBI's taxonomy places the organism in Eukaryota, Metazoa, Arthropoda, Insecta, Hymenoptera, Ichneumonidae. The record is from RefSeq and is a predicted model, not a curated record. The coding region runs from base 171 to 6614 and encodes 2147 amino acids. The transcript is spliced from 16 exons. Gene Ontology annotation, molecular function: nucleic acid binding; zinc ion binding; ubiquitin protein ligase activity. Gene Ontology annotation, biological process: protein ubiquitination; ubiquitin-dependent protein catabolic process.